AUGACCACUGGUAGUCUCCUUAGCCCGUGGCAGCAUCUGCUCAGGAUCGGUGCUUCUGUGGCUGGCGUCUUUUUCGCUUUCGUUUUGUUCAAUGCUUACCAUCUUCACCUUGCUUCUCAGCACCAGUUGCUCCCGGAGGGCACUAUCAAUUUCCAUCAUCAGCAGGGAAUUCCGGACCCCCAAUCAAAUUUCCCUGUGAAGAAUGCCUCGCCGGCUGUUUUCAAUAUCCCACCGGCCUACGCAGGGGUUGAGAAACCUCCGCCAUCCUGCGAUGACCGGUUCGGUGACUCGUAUCUUCGACAACUUCGCCACUCUGCCACAGAGUACUGUACUCCAGAGUCUCAGAGCGGAUUGACUUGCUUUCAUAGCAAAACCGCCGCGGGUCGCACCGACUCGUUCUGUCUCGCUCGAGGAGCCCAUUUCAACCAAGUUGACAGGAAAUUCACACUGGGCUGCAGCCUACGGGAUCUUGGUGGACUGGUCGUCCCCAGAUACGACGAGCUCACCAAUUACUGGUAUGACACAGGGCCUGGAAUCGUCCUGCAGGAAACAGUUGUGAUCGACGAAGGCAACUCGUCGCUCAGAGUACCUGAUACUGUGCCAAACUAUACCCUGCUUGCCAAGCGCGAAGGCUCUGAAAAUAUAUGGCAUUCUUUAAUGGAGAUAUUCUCCAUGACCUUAACAUUGGAUGUCCUCCGGAUGGCGCAGCACCCAGAUAAACCAACGCCUUUGUUCACUCACGCAGAUAUUGCAAAUACUCAAGUCCUCCUGCUUGACGAAAUGGCCGACGGGCCCUAUCUGGAUCUCUGGUCCCUAUUUGCCCCCAAACCCCUCCUCCGCAUCAACAACCGCACACUCCCACGGCUGACUACCUCCUUCGAGAACCUAAUCGUGCCCCUCAGCGGUGGCGGAAACCCACUCUGGCAGGGUGACUGGGAAAUCCACACCUGCGUCGAGUCCUCACUCCUCCGCACCUUCUCCCGCCGCGUCCUCAACCACUAUCAUCUCGACUCAGAUGCCCAGCGCAACCAACCAGCAGAUAUAACCGUGACGUUCAUCAACAGGACAACCACGCGCCAUCUCGUCAACGCGGCGGAAUACCUCACCCACCUCGAAUCCAAACUCCCCCAUACCAGGGUCAAAUCAGUAGACUUCGCGUCCAUUCCAUUUGCCGAGCAACUUGCCGUAGCCCAGCAAACAGACGUGCUCGUUGGCGUUCACGGUGCGGGCCUCACACACGGGAUAUUCCUCCCCCCUCAUUCAGCAGUGGUUGAGAUCCUGCCCCCGGGCCUAAAUCAUAAAGGGUUCCGGAAUGUCGCGGCGCUGCUUGGUCAUUCUUAUUUCAGUGCGUAUGCGACGGAGUCUAUACGACCGGCCCGCUCGUCCGAGGAUGAGGUGCUAGGUACGCAGGAGGAGCGUGACUGGCAUAGAGAAGAUGUCUUCAUUGAGCAGGAUGUAUUUAUGGAUUUGAUGGAUUUGGCUGUAAAGGCUAUUUAUAAUAGGGGCUCUCGGAUCUAUGAUGUAUAG
Messenger RNA from Aspergillus puulaauensis, 1527 nucleotides. RefSeq lists its product as uncharacterized. Gene Ontology annotation, cellular component: endoplasmic reticulum lumen. NCBI's taxonomy places the organism in Eukaryota, Fungi, Ascomycota, Eurotiomycetes, Eurotiales, Aspergillaceae. Bases 1 to 1527 code for a protein of 508 amino acids. Gene Ontology annotation, molecular function: protein N-acetylglucosaminyltransferase activity. The transcript has a single exon. The record is from RefSeq and is a predicted model, not a curated record.